CUGGCAGCAGCCCGGUUGCUACGUCACCACAUUUCACCGAAUACGAUGCAACAGCGUGGAAAAGCGUAAAAGUGUUCUCCUGGCGGCCCACAGAAACAAGGCAAAAUGAGGGAAGCUGCUCUCCUGCUCACACACUGCCUGCUUGCGUGUCUCCUCCUGAGCUCCAGCCAGGCGGCCAGACAAGGACAGGACCUCAGAUGUGGAGCCUGCAGGGCUCUGGUAGACGAGAUGGAGUGGGCCAUUUCCCAGAUAGACCCGAAGAAAAUGAUCCAGACGGGCUCUUUCAGGAUCAAUCCAGAUGGGAGUCAGUCCAUCAGAGAGGUUCCUCUGGCACGCUCAGAAGGAAACCUCCUGGAGCUCAUGGAGAGCAUAUGCGACAGGAUGGGGGACUACGGCGAGCGCACGGAUCCCUCCACAAACAGGAAGUCGUACGUCAGGAUCAAGUCUCGGAGCGGCGAGGCCAUGGACCUGUCGGAGGCCUCGCUGGAUUCAAGGGUUACAGCCAGCAUGAAGUUCGCGUGUGAAACAAUAGUGGAACAGCACGAGGAUGAAAUCAUCGAAUUCUUCGCUCACGAAACGGACAACGUUAAAGACAAACUGUGCAGCAAAAGGACAGACCUCUGUGACCACGCUCUAAAAAUGACCCAUGAUGAGCUUUGAUAUCCUGUCACCAUAGCGACCGUCUCUCCUCAGCUCAUAUGGAGACUUCUGGGUGCUGUAGUGUUUUUGGUUGCCACUUAUCACCUGUUUGUGUCAGGGCAGUGGGACAAGCUGUAUAAAAAUUCUUAUGAUAAGAAAUAAAAACAAAAAGCAUUACUCGUGUGAUCAUGGAGACUUUGAGGACCACUCUGCUACUCUUUUUUUCUUUUUGGGGGGGUCAUAUCUCAUUUUAUGUGAUACUGUAAGUUAUUAAAAAGGCUCUUAUUGGUCUUCUCUGGAUAAAAACUGUGAAACUGUAAAAAUGAAUUUGGACUUUAUGUGGAGAUAUGACUAAAUUUGAUUGGGUGGUCCUCAAGCCCUCAUUCACGCAUGAUGGAAAAACUCUCCUGAGGUCGAAUCAAAGUGAUGCUGAAGUUCAAGUUCAAGCUCUAGAAGAGUUUUUUCAUGCUCAUCAGUAUUUAUUUAACUGUCCAUGAUCACAGGAUUAACUGAUACCAGCUUGACUCUCCUUCUUUAAUUACCCCAUGAGAUACUCGUUCAGGUAAAACGAAAAGUUGAGGGCCUCGGUUUUAAAAGUACAUCAUGUAAAAAUAACUUCAGAUACGGUUUCAGUGUAGUUCGAACGAUAACGUACCUUCAUCACCAAACAAAAUUUCCCAGGUAGUUUACCCCCUCCGACAGCAGCGACGUGCUCUCAGCAGUAUGUUUUAUUUCUCCUAAAUUAAUUUGGCUAAAAGACUCAUGUUGCUAAACUGUUGGAUUAUAACCAGAAAUGUCUUCAGGUGUUUAAGUGCUUAGUACACAACAUUUGCACAAUUAGUAUCCACAUUCCUGUGCAUUAAUUUACCGUUUAACCUCCAGUGACUUUAAAACACUCCUACUGCUAAAUAAACUGCCUGCAUCUUCUCAAGUUAAAACUCUCACAUGCUGCUGACAGAGCAGAACAAUUAUCCUCACAUGUUGGAGCCUAAGCUCGUGCACACAAAACUGCUUUGCUCAUUAUUUCACAUUACCUCGGAGUUAAACACUACCGAAACCAGCUGCGAUUUACUUGAGCUCGAGAAUCGAGAUUGUAGCAAAGUUUAGAUUUCCUGGCUUUGUAAUAAAACUGACCUCCUGCGUAGCCCCACUAGAGUGUGCUGUAGGCAGCAGUGCAAGCAUACCAGUACAGCCACAGUAGAAAGAUCAAGAAGUAUUUUUGGUGUUAUUGUGUGAAAAUGAAUUUGCCGUUUUGUGAUCAUUCUCCUGAGAUGUCUUUUUAAUAUAAAAUUUGUACAUUUUCUGACUCUG
This is a messenger RNA of Pelmatolapia mariae (spotted tilapia), 1950 nucleotides long. It is a transcript of the gene cnpy2, whose product is annotated as canopy FGF signaling regulator 2. The transcript has 6 exons. Bases 106 to 660 code for a protein of 184 amino acids. NCBI's taxonomy places the organism in Eukaryota, Metazoa, Chordata, Actinopteri, Cichliformes, Cichlidae. The record is from RefSeq and is a predicted model, not a curated record. Gene Ontology annotation, cellular component: endoplasmic reticulum.